Messenger RNA from Ciona intestinalis (vase tunicate), 1934 nucleotides. The record is from RefSeq and is a predicted model, not a curated record. Lineage: Eukaryota; Metazoa; Chordata; Ascidiacea; Phlebobranchia; Cionidae.
UUCAGCAUACUGGUAUAUAACCGCGAUGUUCUAUCGUUGCAAGACAGUUUGUAGGUUGAAUGAAUAUGAAGAAACAUCAGCUCUUGGUCGCCAUUUUGUGCUUGGCGUUUGCAGAUGUGGAAACUUCAAAAUCUCAUUCAAUAACUGACACGCCGCAUCAGCCACGAAACACGACUUACGUUGAAAGGCACGAGUCCGAGUUGGACCACGAUCAUAUUGGCAACUACUCGAACCCCAACAACGAAAACUCUAUAAAGAAACUUUACCACGAACUUUUCAUUCGUAGAGGCUACGACAAAGCAGUAAGGCCUGUACAAAACGCUUCAGAUCAAGUUCAAAUUCAGUUGGAUUUUUCAUAUGUUCAGGUUUUAAACUUAAACGAAAAAGAUCAAAUUUUAAAGAGUUUGCUUCGCACUCGGAUUUAUUGGACCGACGAGUUUCUAAUGUGGACGCCAUCGGAAUAUAAUGGACAAACCAGCUUGUUGGUUAAAUCAACCGAUGUUUGGAUUCCCGAUGUAGUAAUGGACGAAGAAGUUGGAAUCUAUGAUUAUUCGCCUCGUCUUCCGUUCCUAUUUGUUGAACACACAGGGUUGGUUGGUCUGCUCCAACCUUCGUCCUUCGAAACUUCAUGUCGGGUCAAUAUCGCUUAUUUUCCUUUCGAUGUUCAAGAAUGCCAAUUUAUUUUCACUACGUGGACGUUUCCCACCUCCAAGGCUGAUUUGAUAGCGAAACGAGCGGUCGAAGAUAUGAAUAAAGACGUGGAAGAAUAUUUCGUAGCAACAGGGGAAUGGCUUUUGGAGGAAUUGAGAAUUACGAAAGAGUCAAUAAGUUAUGCAGACGUGGUAGUAUCUGGUGCUACAACGUCUGAGGCGAGCGCCAGAAGUGCAACACUGGGACCAAAUGAAUUGGUUAAAGACGUUUACCCUGGCCGAGUGCUGGACAGCCACUGGUCCGAGCUUAAAUUCACUUUAAAGUUUAGAAGGAACUCUUCUUUAUAUAUGCAGAGUAUGUUGUUUCCUGCCAUUCUACUGACGACUGUGUCACUAUUGGGUUUCUAUCUCCCACCAGACAGCGGGGAAAGAAUUGGUCUUCAGAUUACGAUCAUGCUAACGUUUAUGGUGUUUCUACUGACUGUUGGCGACAUGUUCCCCGCAUCUACAGGGCCCUAUCUUGGCGUGUACUUCGUCUUAUGCAUGGCGUUGCUUGGUAUCAACAUCAUAAUGACGGUAUUGGUGCUACAUAUCCACCAUAUGCCGUGUGAUGCCGUGAUGAAAGAAAUGAAAACAAAAGGCGUGUUUACAGUUAAUUUCAAAGCCGUACCAGCUUGGAUACGAGUUUGUCUCUUCCUAUCCGGACAAUACCCGAGACUUAAAAACUUUACUGUGACCGAAGAAAAGGUGGAAGUUGUUCAAAAGAAGGAGACAACUGGUUCCAUUAUAAAGCUGUUGUGGCAACGUUGCAAAACUGUAGUGUUAAAAUCGAUAAAAAGAAACGUCGGUGUUGGUGGGCACGUGGUUGGGGAUCAAUCGUGUCAUACUUGUAACGAUCCAAUUGAAGAUUGUAAGCAUAAUAGUUCAUGUGUGAAAGGCCAUGAUGAUGAUAAAGAUGAACAAAGCUAUGAGGAAACGGAUGAAGGGACAACUAAUGUUAAUGCAGAUGCGCAAACAGACUAUGUAUUUAUCAACGCAUUCUCAGAUAUUCUAUCCGACUUGUCAAAGUUAUCUGGCUACGUCACCGGUUUAUCCAAAUACAUGCAGUACAGUAAUACGGAUCUUAAAGAGAACCGGCUCAGUGGAGCGAUGGAAGAACAAUGGAAGUCCGUUGCAAGAUCGGUGGAUACUGUGUGCUUGUGGGUCUACAUUGCGUCGCUUGUUGUCUUUCACAUUGGAAUGUUCAUUGCUGUUGUCAUAAGUGCAUUUUCAAAGGAAGCAUGA